AUGAAGCAUACAAUACUAAGCACGAUCAUCCUCCUUCCCCUCGCCUACAGCAGGACCGCCAAAGAGCUAUGUAGCGGUACCACUGAACUAUCCUCCGAUGGCAACUGGUACUGCUCUGAGGUCUGGGCCAUCACCUACCGCAACAUCAGUCAACCCGGCGCCUACAACCGAACCACAGCUGUCGAUCCACAGACAGGUCUUUGUGGUCAUGAACGUGUCAGCUACCCUAGCACAGGGCCAUUGGCGCCAUUGUUCGGACAGGUGUCGAUGCACCUCCGCGGACCAAUGAAUGUCUCUCAGCUCGCCGUCUACCAACUCCCGGGUGAGAUGCACACUAUGAAGAAGCGAACUACUGUGCCCUUCUACAACCAUCGGCGAUCGUUGGAGCAGCCAGAGACAACAGUGGCCACGGAUGCCACUACCAGGCCGACACAGUCAACAUCGUCUGGCUGGUUCAACCUUUUCAACAGGAAUGCAUGCACUACGACGGCCAGCUGCACCUCGACGACAGUGACGCAUACGGUCACAGUCAAGGCAGUCUGCUCCCCGACUAGCAUCCCACAGUCUGCACCAAACACAACCUACGUAGGUCCCCGACUGCCGUGCUUGCCUACAUCUGGUGCUGUACCAAUCCCUGGCUCCACACUCCCAAACCCAAACUGCAUCUGCGAUGAAGAUGAAGAUCUCGAUGCCAUCCACCAGCGACCCAAUGGGCAGGUUUAUGUCAGUCGGACAACAAAACAUGCAUCGAAACCAUCAUUAACACAAGAUACUUUGCCUGUGUCUCAGCAUCCGGAUGGACAGCCUUUUGAUGUCCCCCCACCAUCGUCAUCGCCCAUGGUGAAGAGACAGGCUUCAGAUUGGGGGCGGAUCGCGUACUAUACCUCGACAUCACCGGCUCAAGCAACUGGGUUCAGCUUUAUGGCAAAUCUGGGUGACCCCCAGAAGUCUGGUACUUUUGACUAUGCAUUCGGAAACUCGCUCAGCUACGUCACUCCCCGGGGUGACCAAGUAGCAGCUGAGAGUCAGCCGUUCGAAGGUACGCUGAAGACGUCUGAGAACGAGAUCGUGGUCCUUUCCGAUAAAGAGUGUGACGCAGAGUGUCCGUACUGGAGACCAGAUGCAACAUCUCACUACGGCUGGUCAGGCUCCUCGAAAGCCUUCUUCAUUGAAUUCCAGAUGGACCACUACGACAAUGUAGGCACAGACCAAGGUCUCCUCUCCGACGCACCGGCCUACUGGUUCCUCAAUGCAGCCAUACCACGCAUCCUUCAAUACGGCAACGAUCGCAACAACGUCCCCUGUUCGUGCUGGACAACCGGCUGUGGCGAGUUCGACGCAUUUGAGCUUCUUAGCAAAGGCGCCGAACGCGCAAAGUCGACUAUACAUCGGCAGGGCAAUCUGGAGGGUGGUGACUCCAACUACUUCAGUAGACCGGUGGGCAAGAAGAUGAAGUUUGCGGCUGUGUGGCAUUAUCCGCAUAUUACGGCAUUGGUGUUGGACGACAACUUUGAUUUUUCAGAAAGCAUGUCGAAUGAUGCGAUGGAAAAGUUGGUGGCAUAUGACCCGGAUAGCUGGGUACAUUCCCUGUAUGCUAUCGGAGACUGAGGGUUUCGAAAUUCGUAUGAAGACAUCAUGUAUGUAGUUAUACACCUAGCAGUACAAUCGAAGUGGCCUCGAAUUGCACAAGGACCCAUUUGUUAGGUUCCGACGCGUGAGCGGUGCGACCGAGGCAGGCUCAUGAGCAAUGCAACAAUCAUCUGAAGACGGACAUGGGCGAUGCAGCGGAGUG
Messenger RNA from Alternaria rosae, 1792 nucleotides. Its product is annotated as putative TOS1-like glycosyl hydrolase-domain-containing protein. Gene Ontology annotation, cellular component: fungal-type cell wall. The transcript is spliced from 3 exons. NCBI's taxonomy places the organism in Eukaryota, Fungi, Ascomycota, Dothideomycetes, Pleosporales, Pleosporaceae. Bases 1 to 1608 code for a protein of 535 amino acids. The record is from RefSeq and is a predicted model, not a curated record.